CCCGCGAAUGACGAGAUUGAUUAUCACGGUUUCUUCCUCGCACCUGCUGAAUCGAAGCUCCGAUCAUGGCGUCGAGCAAGCGUUCCGUGUUGCAGUUCUCUUCUACGCAGAGUUUGUCGGGGAAGGUUCAUCCUCUCGUCAUCUUCAACAUCUGUGAUUGCUAUGUCCGUCGUCCUGACCAAGCGGAGCGCGUCAUCGGAACGCUACUCGGCUCCGUUCUCCCCGACGGAACCGUCGAUAUCCGAAAUUCAUACGCUGUUCCUCACAAUGAGUCCGUUGACCAGGUUGCUUUGGAUAUUGAGUACCACCAUAACAUGUUGCUAUCCCACCAAAAAGUGAAUCCCAAGGAAGUUAUAGUUGGAUGGUAUUCAACUGGUCUUGGAGUAACUGGGGGCAGUGCUUUAAUUCAUGAAUUUUAUUCUCGAGAAGUAUCCAACCCUAUACAUUUGACUGUUGAUACAGGAUUUGCAAAUGGAGAGGGCUCCAUAAAAGCAUAUGUUUCAAACAAUUUGUCCCUAGGAGACCAUCAAAUUGCUGCACAGUUUCAAGAAAUCCCUUUGGAUCUUCGUAUGGUUGAAGCUGAGCGUAUUGGAUUUGAUAAUCUGAAGGCAACUGCUGUUGACAAAAUCCCAUCUGAUUUAGAAGGGAUGGAAGCAUCAAUGACACAUCUAUUAGCCUUGAUUGAUGACACCUACAAAUACGUUGAUGAUGUCGUGGAAGGGCGUGUUGUUCCAGACAACAAAAUUGGGAAAUGUAUUUCAGAUGUUGUAGGUUCCCUUCCCAAAAUUCCUUCCUCAACUUUUGAUAAGCUUGUGAACGAGAGCUUGCAGGAUCACUUGCUCAUGCUAUAUUUAUCUAGCAUCACAAGGACACAGCUCAGCCUGGCCGAAAAGUUGAACACGGCUGCUCAGAUUCUCUGAUUGCGUCCUCAACAAAUGCAAUUUUGCUUAGGGAAGUUACCAUUUUAUGAUAUUUCCCAAAACUUGGAAUAUCGGUAUUUUGUAAUCUUUUCAAUACUAACAUUAUGCACUUUUUAUUGCGUAGGUAAUUUUGUUUUUUGUUCUGUGGUAGCAUUGUAGUGGUUCAUAUCAUACUUCACUUGUGUAAUAUGUCAUCUUUGAAAAUUUUGGUUAUAGGAAUCCUUUUGUUCGCAA
Vicia villosa (hairy vetch) is the source of this 1154-nucleotide messenger RNA. RefSeq names its product eukaryotic translation initiation factor 3 subunit F-like. Gene Ontology annotation, biological process: translational initiation. Gene Ontology annotation, cellular component: eukaryotic translation initiation factor 3 complex, eIF3m. Bases 66 to 920 code for a protein of 284 amino acids. The record is from RefSeq and is a predicted model, not a curated record. The transcript is spliced from 5 exons. Gene Ontology annotation, molecular function: translation initiation factor binding; metallopeptidase activity; translation initiation factor activity. Lineage: Eukaryota; Viridiplantae; Streptophyta; Magnoliopsida; Fabales; Fabaceae.